AAAAGUCCCCAAAAACUUGAGGUUGAUACCGAUUAGUCCUCAACCUCAAAAAUUGGCAGUGAAAAUACCCAAGGUGGACAAAGUUGUUUGUCCGUUCAUACUCAGUCCGUUAGUGAGACUAACGGGACACGUGGACGCACCAGAUUUAAUCCCCUUUUUUAUUUUUAAUUUUCCCCUAAAAUAUAAAAGUAUUAACUAAAAAAAAUUAAUAAAACCUAAAAAAAUAAAUAAAACAAAUUAAUAUAACAAAUUAAUUAAACAAAUUAAUUUAAAACCUGAAAACAUUUCAAAAAAAAAAAAAAAAAAAAACUUCAUUACAGAAGUAAAAACCAAACACACUGAAAACAUGAAGCCCUAAAUCAAACCUAAAUCCCUAAAUCCCUAGGUCGAAGGUUUAAGAACGACGAUGAUGGACGAAGCUUAACAACAACGAAGCUUGGACGAAGGUUGAGAAGAAUGGAUGGGGAAGGUUCGUACAGUAGUUCUGGUGUCAAUAAUAGAAGGUUGAGAGUAGCUGGUGGUUCAAACCAUGAAAGGGAACCUCAAAAUUGCUACUGUGGUAUCCCGUGGAUUGCAAGAACAUCGAACACAGAGGCAAACCCAGGUCGUCGUUUCAGGAGGUGCAGAUUUUCAAGUGCUGAUGGAGGAUGUAAGUUCUUUGAAUGGAUGGAUGUUGAAUCUUGUGGAAGGUGCAGAGAAAUAAUUCCAGGACUUUUGAGAAAGAUAACCAAACUUGAAGAUCAAUUGAUGUUGUAUGAAGCAAAUGAACAUUUGCAAGCAAAUCAAGAUUUGGGAAAGGUUCAUGGUUGUGAUUGUGGGCACAUAUGGUAUGUAAUGGACAUGGCACUUGUAUUGCCAUUGUUAAUGGAAUGUAUUUUUGGUACAAUAUGUGGUACUGUAUGUGGUACUGGUUUUGGUGUGUGUACAACAAAAGUUGUUAAUGGAAUGUAUUUUUCAGACAAUAUGGCAAUGCAUUACUGA
Molecule: messenger RNA, 981 nt
Organism: Cannabis sativa
Lineage: Eukaryota; Viridiplantae; Streptophyta; Magnoliopsida; Rosales; Cannabaceae
Exons: 4
Coding region: 457-981 (174 amino acids)
Molecular function (GO): zinc ion binding
Source: RefSeq, a predicted model, not a curated record